AUGGAGGCGGCCAACGUGCUGUGGGCGCUGAGCGGCCUGAUGGUGGGGGAUCAGCAGCUGACUCACAGCACAUGCUCCCAUCCAGGCCUCCUUCCGGUGGUGGCCAAGGCCCUUUCGGCAACGGCCACGCCUGAUGAGAGCGUGGACAGGCGCAACAUGCGGUACCAGGGGCUGGAGGUCGCCCUCAGCUUCCUGACUCAAGCCAUCAGCGGCGGCUGCGCCGCCGCCGUGUUCUGCACCCCCCGCAUGCUGGACGGCCUCGCGGCCAUCCUGCGCGGCAGUGCGGACGAGAGCCACCAGAAGCAGUGCGCGGCCAUUGUGAGGGUCGCCGUGGCGCGCGACAAGGAGGCCAAGGUGGCGUUCGCGCGCCACAGGGCCGUCAUGGACGCCAUGGUGUCCCUGGUGGUGGCGCCGGGGCCGCGCGAGCGCCAGCUGUCGGAUAGUACUUGGGCCGCCAUGGCGGAGGCCCUCGGGCCAGUCGGCUGCAACUGCUGCGACCCCGGCGGCUGCUGCGCGGCGCUCGCGUCGCGCGCCGGCCAGCUGCUGCCCGCGCUCGCGCCCGCCCUGGGCGGCGGGCCCAGCAGGAGCGCGCGGCAGUCCGUGCAGGCCGAGGCGUGGCAGCUGCUGCGGUACCUAGCGGACUGCGACGCGGGCGUGGCGGACAGGGUUUCCAGGAUGCCGGAGGUGCAGGCUGCCGUGGCGCACGCGCUGGCCUGGAAGGGGCAGGCGUCCCUACCAGAGUAUGCCCCCGGCAUGCCAGAAACCGCCGUGGGGCUGCUCGACCACAUCGCCCGGCGCCAGGCCCGCCUGCGCGAGUUUGCCGACGCGGCCCCCGGCCUGGCGGCGGCGCUGGCGCGGCUGGCGGUCGACGCCCACGCGGACAGGCGCCUCGACCGGGCGGGGCUAAUCAGCCUACAGGCGCUGAAGGCGCUGUUCUCUGUCCUGAGGGUGUACCAGGACGGCGCCGAGCUGGACGCGGUAGUCGCCAAGCAGCUGCCCGAAACCCUGCGCGGCCCCCUCGAGCGCGCCAUGCGCGACGCGCACAUGACGCCGCCCAAUCCCGGGCAGGGCCCCCCCAUGAUGUCUCUCAUGCUUGACAUGGCCUGGCUGGAGGCUGGGCAGCGGCGGCUGGAGGAGUCGUGGCGACGGUUGCGGCAGGCACGCGCGGGCGGCGGCGGCGGCGGCGGCGGCCGCGGUGCCCGGGAGCAGGGCGCUCCUGCGGCGGCGGCGGCGGCGGCGGCAGGCGCACGGCCACAGCAAGGCGCCGGCGCGGGGACAAGCAGCGAAGCCCCGCCGCAACAGCAGGCGGCCGAGCCGGGGCAGCGGCAGGCGGCCACGCACGCGUGCGCCACGUGCGGCAAGGUCAAGGCGGAGGGCGUCAAGCUGAGGGCGUGCUCCGCGUGCCAUGCUGUUUACUACUGCUCGGUGGACUGCCAGAGGGGCGGGUGGGCCGGCCACAAGGCGGCGUGCCGCGCGGCGCAGCACAAUCGACAGCAGCAGCGCGAGCAGCAGGAGGGGCCGUGA
This is a messenger RNA of Monoraphidium neglectum, 1524 nucleotides long. RefSeq lists its product as hypothetical. Bases 1 to 1524 code for a protein of 507 amino acids. NCBI's taxonomy places the organism in Eukaryota, Viridiplantae, Chlorophyta, Chlorophyceae, Sphaeropleales, Selenastraceae. The record is from RefSeq and is a predicted model, not a curated record. The transcript is spliced from 9 exons.